AUGUUGAGGAUGGAGCUGACGCUGAACGUUGAGGAUGUGAACGUUGAGGAUGGAGCUGACGCGUACGUGGCUCUGCAGAAGAUAAGUGAAUUAAAAGAUUUGACGCCUUUGAGUGAGGGGUCGGCGCAGUGGUGGACGGACGGGCUGGAGGCAUCUGGGGUGUACAUACACCACAAUAAACUAGCGAUGCUUAAGAGAGAGAUAGGCUGUACAUUCCCUGCUGCUGCUGCUGCUGCUAAAAGGCAGAACAGCAGCAACAGCAGCAGCAGCAGCAGCAGCAGCAGCAACAAGAAUAACACCAGCAAGGAUAAAAGCACUAGCAGCAGCAAGAACAACAGCAACAACAACGACAGCAACAAAAACAGCAGCAGCAGCAACAGCAGCAGCAGCAGCAGCAGCAGCGGGGAGGCGAACGGUCCAUGA
Molecule: messenger RNA, 423 nt
Organism: Eimeria mitis
Lineage: Eukaryota; Apicomplexa; Conoidasida; Eucoccidiorida; Eimeriidae
Exons: 4
Coding region: 1-423 (140 amino acids)
Source: RefSeq, a predicted model, not a curated record